AACCAUAAUUAAUUAAACUAUUGAUCUUUGAAAAGGACUCUCCAUAUUUUUUAUAUCUCUUCCUUCACCACCCAAAAAGUCGUGGAAUGGUUUUUUAUGUGAUGGACUGAUGGUUGUAUCAAAAAUUAGGAUCUAAUAUUGUUUUCUGUUUGUGGGAUUUUGGCAAAUAAUAAUAUUAUAAUAUAUAUAGUUUUGUGAAAGCCAACUGUGGUUUCUUUGGGUCUUUGCUCCUUGCUAUUAUUUCGUGUAUUUGAGUUUGGGCAAAGAUGAUGCUGAGAUAUGGAGACCUGGCUAAGCUUAAAACAAAGAAGAUUGUGUUUGAGGAUGUAUUUGCUGCACGUGAUUCUGUAACUUUGGAGCAUCUGAAGGAGUUGAGCUCCAAACGUAGAGUGAUUGAGGAUUCCAUUAAUCAAACAAGCUUCAUCACGGAAGCUAUUGCAAGGGAAAUGUCUGGUGGAUCCACUUCUCGUGUUCAGCAGGAACGUCUCAGACUGGAACAGUAUCUACCAUUACUGGAAAAUUUCAUUUCUCAUGCUGAUUUGGUUGGCAACAACAGUCGGAUGGUUCAGUGGAUCUCGCAACUCAGGAUACAGUGGAGCAGUGUUCUUGGCUCGCCAUCUUUUUUUAACCUUACAGGUCCAAAGUUUAUCCAAAUUGAUAAUUUGCGGUUUGAGCUUGGUAUGGCCCUUUUCCUUUAUGGAGCAACACUUAGGGAGAGGGCUUUGGAGUUUCUGCCAGUAGACUUGAAGCAAUCAGCCUUCAUCUUCAGAGAAGCUGCUGGAGUUUUUCAUUAUCUGGCUCAUGAAGUUCUUCCCUCUAUGCAAGCUGCAGGGUCUACAGAACGGGCACCAGAAGCUACCUCAUCUGUGGCUGCUGCUAUAAGUCUUAUUUGUUUGGCUGAUGCUCAGGCUGUAUGCAUAACAAAGGCUGAAGAAACAGGAAAUACUGGUUUUAUCGUUUUGGCAAAGCUGCACUAUGGCAUUACUGAACUUCUCAGUGAGGCCACUGUUACUUUAAAUUCAGGAACUGGAGACUAUAAGGCUAUUUCAUCACACUUUUGGGAGUUUAUAUCAUCUUGCAAAGCUUUAUAUGAAUUACGCGGUAAGAAAUACUUCGCAGGAGGCUUAAAGAGUGAAGGCCAAAUUGGAGUUGCCAUUUCAGUUCUUCGUGAUGCACUAAUAAAUGCAAAAAGGAAAAUGCCAGGGGAGGAUUCAUGGAAAUCCAUUUUUGGAAAAGAAGUUGAAAAUAUUGCAGCUAUCCUCAAGAAGUUUGAAUAUGAGAAUGAAUUUGUAUGGCACGAGAAAAUUGCCUCUGGUGAUGAGUUGCCGGUGCUUCAGGGUAGCAAAAUUGUGAAGGUAGAACCUUAUCAGCCCAAAAAAUGGGAGAGAGAACUUGCUUUCAAGUUAUAGUCAAAUAUAUUUAAGUGUACAGAAUGGAGAACUCUUGUACAGAAUCUGUGGCUUCAUUUUGAGGAAGCAAGGGCAAUCAAGUCACAUGUUUUCCUCUCCUUUUAGAUGUGCAGAGUCAUUUUCUUUUCCCUGAUUGGCAAUGCCAAGGUGUUGCAGGUCAGAUUUGAGCUAAAGGUGUAGCUGUUUGAUUGAUUAUAACAUUGCGUGUAGGAGGCCCUUUUCUAAAGUAGAACUAUGAACUGCCAGUGACUUUGUUUGCUGCUUAAGAAUUGAGAUGAAGUGGGUUUUAUUACCA
This is a messenger RNA of Ricinus communis (castor bean), 1704 nucleotides long. Its product is annotated as pH-response regulator protein palA/RIM20. NCBI's taxonomy places the organism in Eukaryota, Viridiplantae, Streptophyta, Magnoliopsida, Malpighiales, Euphorbiaceae. The record is from RefSeq and is a predicted model, not a curated record. The coding region runs from base 267 to 1409 and encodes 380 amino acids. The transcript has 6 exons.